Molecule: messenger RNA, 1804 nt
Organism: Venturia canescens
Lineage: Eukaryota; Metazoa; Arthropoda; Insecta; Hymenoptera; Ichneumonidae
Product: jerky protein homolog-like
Exons: 3
Coding region: 1-1647 (548 amino acids)
Cellular component (GO): nucleus
Molecular function (GO): sequence-specific DNA binding
Source: RefSeq, a predicted model, not a curated record
AUGGCAGAAACAGUGAAAAGACGUAAGAGCUCCGACUGUGGCAUACAAGUCGAAGAAAGUACUAGGGUACAAUCUGUAUCUCAAAGCGUACCUGUACUUUAUUCUACAAAAGAACCGACCGUAAUGAAACGUAAUCGAUACACGUUUGAGGAAAAGAAGAAAAUCUUGGAGGAGUCCAAAAAAUCAACGUCGCAAGAAAUAUGUGCCAAGUACGCAUUGAAUGAUAGCAUUCUCCGUAGAUGGAAAUCGAACCAGAAUGUUAUCGAGAAUGCCGCCAAAUCGAGCAACACCAAAAUAUUGAAAAAAAUAAAUAAAUCAAACGAUCUUGAUGCGAAAUUGUUUACGUGGCUUGCCGAUUGUCGCCGCAAAGGCAUUCCCGUUUCUGGGCCAAUGUUGUGUCAACAAGCACUGGUCAUUAACUCCAGGGUUGGCGGAUCAAACAGCUUCAAAGCUAGUCAUGGAUGGUUGGCAAAAUGGAAGAAACGAAACCCCGUGAAAAAUUUAAAAAUCACAGGGGAGAAACUAUCAGCCGAUGAGGAAACAGCUAAUCGGUACAAACAAAAAUUUUCCGAAUUAGUAGCUGAAAAAGAACUUAAAAGAGCUCAAGUUUUUAACAUGGAUGAGACUGGAUUAAUGUACAAAAGUACACCGAAAAGAACCUUUGUCCCAGCAGAUGAGACACAAGCUUCAGGUGGCAAAAAGCAAUUAGAGCGAAUCACCAUAGCAACAUGUUGCAAUGCUGAUGGUUCCUUCAAACUGCCACUGAUCUUCAUCGGAAAAUCUAAAAACCCACAUUGUCUGAGAAACAUUGACAAAAACAAAUUGCCUGUAUGGUACCGUAAUCAGACAAACGCAUGGAUGAACCUGGAAAUUUUCGAGGAAUGGUUUAAGGACAUUUUUGUCCCUAAAGUUGAAAUUUUCCUUAGUUCAAAAAACUUGCCAAAGACAGCGAUACUUCUGGUGGACAAUUGUCGAUCACAUCGAUAUAUCAAGGUCAACGACAUCGAAAUCCACUUUUUUCCUCCAAACGUCACCUCUCUUAUCCAACCUAUGGAUCAGGGCAUCAUACAAACAGUAAAACUACAUUACGAAAUCAACCUCGUGAAUGCAGUCAUCGAAGCUCAGGAUGAAAAUGUUCGGUUGAUCGAGUUUUUGAAGAAAGUCGACUUGUACAAAGUCAUUAUCUGGGUUGCUGAUUCUUGGGAAAAAGUUAAAUCCAGUACAAUUGAUAGAUGCUGGAAUAAUAUAUGGCCGAAAGAAUUGAAAGAUGCGUCAACUCAAACCGAUCAGAGCUCACUGACUUUGGAUAAUCUUGAUAUUUCCGUGGGUACUGAAGUGACUUUCACUCCAUUGUCUGCAGACGACCGUGAUGUGAAUGAUUUACUCAAUUGCUUGAAAAAAGUCAGAGGAUAUGAAGAGGCCGAUGCAGCAACAAUAUUGGAGUGGGUUCGGAAAACUGAAAAAAAAGACGACAUCGCAGAAUUCCAUUCGUCUGAGGUUCCAUCUUCAAUGGGAGAAUUCGGCUCUAUUGAAAACUAUUCACCUCCAGUUGAUCACGUCAUGAAUCAAAAUGACUGUCAAAUGAACGAAAAUACUAAUUUUAAUUAUUUGUCAGAAUCUUUGGAAAUUUUGUACGAAAGUUUUUAAAUAAUAAGAAGCAUUAAAAACGAUCAUACACAUUGUGUAUUCAUCUCAUUUUAGUCUUUAGCUAGGCGUGCUUAUUGAGAGGUCCACGUGCGAAUUCACUAGAGCGCGACUCGAGCUCGGAAUUUGAGUCGGAGUGGGGGAAGUGCUCGAGCGAAAA